Messenger RNA from Leucoraja erinaceus (little skate), 1559 nucleotides. RefSeq names its product PRP18 pre-mRNA processing factor 18 homolog (yeast) (gene prpf18). The record is from RefSeq and is a predicted model, not a curated record. Lineage: Eukaryota; Metazoa; Chordata; Chondrichthyes; Rajiformes; Rajidae. The coding region runs from base 92 to 1111 and encodes 339 amino acids. Gene Ontology annotation, biological process: generation of catalytic spliceosome for second transesterification step; RNA splicing. Gene Ontology annotation, cellular component: U4/U6 x U5 tri-snRNP complex; U5 snRNP; U2-type post-spliceosomal complex. The transcript is spliced from 10 exons.
GCGCACCGUGAGUGCUACGUCACUAAAGGUGGCGCAUCCACUUACGACGUCGCCGACAGCAGCGCAUGCGCGGCGGUUGCUGGGCGCCGCCAUGGAGCGGCUGCGGGAGGAGAUCGAUCGGAAACGGCGGCAGGUGGACGGUCUGUCGGAAUCGAAAAAAUACUUUAAACGUAGUGACCUAACCAGGAAAGAAGAAGAGAAUUAUUUGGAAAGAUGUGGCUACAAGGUUCAAGCACAAACCAGUGAGCAGGAUGAGUCCUCAUCGUCACAUCCAAGAGUUGAACUGGGACUUACCGAGGAGAAGCUGCCUAUGACUCUCUCCAGACAAGAGGUGAUUCGAAGACUCCGUGAACGUGGAGAGCCAAUUCGCCUGUUUGCUGAAUCCGACUACGAAGCUUUCCAACGUCUUCGAAAAAUAGAAAUCCUAACUCCUGAGAUUAAUAAGGGUUUGCGGAAUGACUUGAAAACUGCCAUGGACAAGGUAGACCAGCAGAAUCUGAAUGAGUUUGCGGCUGGACAGGAGCAGGGUGAACAAGUGGAGCAGAAUGACCUGAAAAUUCAUGAAGAAAACACCACCAUAGAGGAGCUGGAGGCGUUGGGCGAGUCCUUGGGUCAAGAUAACGACUACAAAGACAUGGACAUCAUAACCAAAGUUCUCAGGUUUCUGCUGGAUGUUUGGGCUAAAGAUCUAAAUGCUAGAGAGGAUUAUUUGAAGGUCAGUGUACAAGGCAAACUGGCUGGGGCGACUCACAAGCAAACGGAAUCGUACUUAAAACCUCUCUUCAGGAAACUGCGGAAAAAGACCCUGCCUCAAGACAUCAAAGAAUCUAUAACUGAUAUCAUCAAGUUCAUGUUGCAGAGAGAAUAUGUCAAGGCGAACGAUGCUUACCUUCAGAUGGCCAUUGGCAACGCUCCCUGGCCCAUCGGAGUCACCAUGGUGGGAAUACACGCACGUACUGGUCGAGAAAAAAUCUUCUCCAAGCACGUGGCCCAUGUAUUAAACGAUGAAACGCAGCGGAAAUACAUUCAGGGGCUGAAGCGACUGAUGACCAUCUGUCAGAAGCAUUUUUCUACCGACCCGUCCAAGUGCGUGGAGUACAACGCUCUCUGAUCUGCGUGCUUCUGGACCGGGUACAAUAUGCUCACGAGUAAGAGAGUUGGGGCCAACAUGAACCAUAAACAAUAUAUCAUGUGCACCUAGUUAGUGCUUUGUACAUUUUCUUCAGAAAGGCAUCAAAACUCCAACGUUUCUCAACUGUUUGUUUAAUAUUAAAUAACUUGUAAACAUCUGUAUUCAAUUCUCUUCAAUUAGUCUUCGAGUAAUUCAAGACUUUUUUUAAUGUGGACAUAACUCACGCAGUAUUUUGGGGGUUGGGUGGGGAGGAUUAGCAAUUAGAAGCAGAGUUAUAUUAUUAUGUAUAUCGUUAUUAAAUAGUCUCCAUUUUUGUUCAGUUAGUUUUGGCUAAAUUUCACUUUUGUCCCUCCGCUACUGUCUACUAAUUGUACUUGCCUUGGUCGAUAGUUUUUGUAGCAUUGUAAUAUAAAACAUUUAUACGCUU